This is a messenger RNA of Exophiala oligosperma, 3927 nucleotides long. RefSeq lists its product as uncharacterized. Gene Ontology annotation, biological process: transmembrane transport; fungal-type cell wall biogenesis. The record is from RefSeq and is a predicted model, not a curated record. The transcript is spliced from 4 exons. NCBI's taxonomy places the organism in Eukaryota, Fungi, Ascomycota, Eurotiomycetes, Chaetothyriales, Herpotrichiellaceae. Bases 831 to 3578 code for a protein of 915 amino acids.
AAUAGUCUGACCUGGAGGAGGAAUAUGAUGCUCAUCGCAUUCAACUCCCUUUUAGGCGAUUUCGGAAUCGUCGCUUCCUCAUUUUCUUAUGGCCGAUUUGCCGAUGGAUGGGUGACACUAAAGACUGAAGAUCCAGGUGUGCCUUCAUGUACAUACAUCACGGAUGCGGAACACAAGCUACUUCAGCUACUUCAAAUUGACACGACUCUUCCAUUAUUGUCAUUUACCUCUGGGAAACAUCGACACCACUGCCUGGAGAGCCUCAACUUUAGUACGUUCAAACAGUUCUUACUCAGGGCCGUUCGAUACUACGAUCCUCUACACAUCCAUACCUGUCAGUCACCGCCCUACAUCUUGCCCUUGCUUCUUCUAUGUCUAUGCCUUGAAACUCACCGGGUCACCUGGAGGACAGCUUGCGAAUCACCCUACCACCACAAUUCAACAAUCAGUAACCGCCAACAGCUUCUUCACAGUCGCUAACAAUUACCCGCCAAUCCCGAAACUCCGUCCGCCGAUGCAUCCUCUGCACUUUUUCCAACACAAACGUCCACCUUCGUUCAAGCCUUAGGGCCUGUUGGGAGGAACUCUGGAGAGAAGAGAGCGGAGAUUCUAUGCACAGGAUUGCACAUACUGCAAAAAGAACAUAAUAAAUCCAUAAUAACAGAGGCUGGUACUCUCCCUGCGCCAACGCCAACAUCGUCAUAACUGGGACACUAUCUCCACCGGUUGCUCCGGUAUAUCAACUCACCCAGCCUCCCACUUCGCAGUCGACCUGCACACCUUUCACUCACAGAAUUCUCCCUGUGAGCCUGGCGCCAGCUUGUGGCACCAUGGCGUCGGUGCGUUCACACUCAGUUUGGACCUGGUUCACGGUCUGGUCAUUUCUGGUGGCCUUUCUCUCGUUCAGUGCACCGGCCAGAGCAAGUAAUACGACCUGGAUCAAAUAUACCGGCAAUGAUGGAACAGUAUGGCUGGAGGACGACCGCAAGCCGGCCUUGUACACCCAGAAUUUCGGAGACUGUCAGGGUGACUCGCUUAUCAACGUCACUCGUUUCGAUGCUGCAUACUACAAAGAUAAUAUGACGGUGCUAUUUCACCUCGAGGGCAAUUCUGCUUUGACCAAUGAGUCUCUGAUGAUGUAUAUUGGUGUCUUUGCAUACGGAGAGUCUCGUUUUAAUUUGACCUUCAAUCCAUGCAGCGCCAACAUUGACAGUCUGUGUCCUCUCAACUCGUCGGUCCCAAUCUCUGCCAAUGGCAUCAUCCCCAUAUCCCAAGCGGACGUCGCCAAUAUCCCGACCAUCGCCCUCUCCAUUCCCGACUUCGAAGGACAGGCCAUUCUCCGGAUUUUCGCCAAUUCGACACAGUCACAGAUAGCUUGUUUUUCGGCUGUCGUCACAAAUGGUGCUACCUUCUCCCACCCUUCAGCUGUCGGUCCGGUCCUGGGCGUCUUUGCAGUAAUUGCUCUGUUCUCGUCGGUUGCAGCCAGCAUUUACGGUCGAAAUGUACCGGAAACCCGCAAGCAUUAUGCACAUUCAAUGUCAAUGUUCGUUGUCUUUUCAGUCUAUCAUCACAUUUUCUUUACUGGAGCUUUAUCGAUGAAUUGGCCAAGUGUCUUGGUGGCGUUCUGGAGCAACUACGCAUGGUCGGCUGGUAUAAUAUACAGCCAGAAGAUGCAGAACUCAAUCAACAAGUUCAUCGGUAGCAACACCGGAAACAUCAGCAUGGUCGGUGCUGCUCCCAACGGUCAAAAUGCGAUCGACCUAGGUGGGGGAUAUCAGAUUUCACAAAUCUACAAACGAGCGGCCUUCCUUCCUUUCCGCCCGUAUGAGGGUUCAGGCGUGACAUUCAGAUCCAACGAGCUAGAGCAUGUCCUUAACCGAAGAGACCUUGCAAAUUCAUCUUCCGGAUAUGCAUGGUAUGGAACGCCUGUUAAACCCGGUCUGCCGCUGCCUGGAAAUUUCUCUGGCUUUGCUGGAACGUUGGCAGAGCUGAACAUUCCCGCGUCGAAUGCGUUCUUGACCGGUCUGCUCUGGUUCCUCAUAUUUGUGGCUUGUCUGCUUGCUGCAGUAUUCCUGCUCAAGUGGAUCGUCGAGGCCAUGAUCGCGCUUCACGUGAUCAAGACAAAGCGGCUGGGAUAUUUUCGAAGGUAUUGGCUUCUCUUCACCGGUACUAUGGUCUUGAGAACUUGCUACAUCGCCUUCUUCAUGAUGAUGUUCUUGACCAUGUUCCAAUUCACCUUUGGUGGUUCGAAUGGUGUCAAGGCUAUUGCCACGGUUAUUUUCCUUGUUGUCCUUGUUGGAAUGCUGGGCUCUUGCGGUCUAGCAAUCUGGUACAGAACCAAACUAGGAGCUUUACCAGAAGACCGUGAGAAGGAUCCCCAGAAGGUGAUCGACUCAGGAAAGAGGAGCCCCACGCCUUCGGCUGAUAAUCCAGAGGCAGAACCCAAAUCGAAAACGUGGCUGCAACGACAUCUUCCCGAUCUAGAUUCUGGUCGGGUUCACGUUCAUGAUGACCCCAACUACAUUGCCAAGUUUGGUUGGUUGUCAGCACGUUUCCGCCGGAGCAAAUGGUGGUUCUUUGCCUUCUGGUUGAUUUACGAGCUGGUCAGGGCUGCAUUCUACGGCGGUGCUGCUGGUCAUGCCCUAACCCAGGUUUUCGGUCUCCUGGCGUGGGAGAUCAUCGCCUUGGUAGCAAUCGUCCUCAUGAGACCAUUCGAGAGCAACCGUUUGAAUUUGUUGAUGGUGUAUCUACUUGGCUUCAGCAAAGUUGCCACGGUGGCUCUCUCGUCGGCAUUCGAUCCUCGAUUUGGACUCGAUCGCAUUAUUACGACAGCCAUCGGAAUCGUUGUUAUCGUCAUUCAAAGCAUCCUCACCAUUUGUCUGAUGAUUGCUAUCGUUCUGGGUGCCAUCUCGAGCUACAUGUCGCUCACUCGCUAUCGUGAGACCAUGAAGCCUCGAUCAUGGCUAAAGCCACGGACAAGAUACUUUGCACACAUUGACCGUAAGGCCACGGACCUACCAAAGCCUCCACGACCUCCGCCAGCUCCAGAACCAGAAUCAGAAACUCCCAAGGAGCCAUACUUUUCUGUUGCAGCUGUACGACGAGAGCCGAAAAUUGAGGAUGAGGAUGCGGAUGGAGAUUCAGACGUCGUUGAUAAUACUGAGUCGAAACGAGCUUCGAUAGAGCCGAACUCUAUUCCAUUCCCUCAGGCUCAAGUAUCCCGCUCUCAAUCCAUGCGUUCUCGGACUAGUACAUCGAACUUGCCAUACGGUGCAAGAGUACACCGCACAAGCUGGAGCAUGAGAGACUUUCAAGACUUGGGCCUUGAUCAAGGAUUCACGCCGGCACAAUCUAGGAUGAGCAUUGACAGUACGCAUGAUGUCUCCAACCGACACCGGUCUUCAAGUCUGAGAGGGCCUUCUAGAAGUGGUACCAUCACUGGACCGUCUGAUAGUGGACCCAGUCUCCAACAUCAACAUAGCCGACACAGACGAGUGACUUCGAUGCCUGGUGGACCCAAGAGAAACAGCUCAAUCGUCAACGAGGAAAAGGAAAACGAGCCAGCAGAAGAAGUUUAGGUGAGUUCUGAGCGACCUUGCGCACGUCUGGCGCGACGACGUUUACGAUUUGCACGAGCAUGAUUUUCCCUCGCAGCUCUCUAGCCAGAGCUAUGAUUAUAUGUCGAUCCCUUUCGAGAGCGAGCAUUGAUGUGGCGCAUAUGAAUAUUCCAGGGUGGGAUCAUGACACGACAAUGGAGUUAUUGCAAGGAUGGAAUUGCAUUGUUUGUGCUUUUAUCAACAUUUGCUCGGUGACUGCUUUCGUAAAAUAGAGACCAAGUAUAUACAUUCCUGGAGCAUCCAUCUUCCAAUCAGCCACAUAGGCAAUUGCACAUAUGAAGAUACCACAUGUUUGCCACUUCUAUUGUCU